Molecule: messenger RNA, 339 nt
Organism: Paramecium pentaurelia
Lineage: Eukaryota; Ciliophora; Oligohymenophorea; Peniculida; Parameciidae
Source: the annotation of a GenBank genome assembly
AAUGGCUGAAGGAUAAUCUGACACGUUUUGGAAAUCACUCUAUAUUUAUUUCAAUGAAAUGGAUUUUGAAUCUCAAUUGUUCGUGAAAAAGAUAUAUAAAAUCAUUAUUCUAACAGUGGCUGUAAUUAAAAUUUGGAUAUCCUUAGAUUAUUUCAUUUAUUAUUGCAUACUUCCUAGAGAGAUUUUCGGUAUGUGUAUACUCUACAAUUGGAGCAAGUGUUCUUUGCAUAUUAGUAUACUUUAAAUUGUAUAAUAUAUUAGGUAUUAGCACCUGCUUGGCCUAUGUGGAAAAAAAAUUAACCUAAUUGGUAACAAGCAAAUUGGUAAAAACAAAAAUGA